Eleginops maclovinus (Patagonian blennie) is the source of this 1480-nucleotide messenger RNA. It is a transcript of the gene c5h4orf33, whose product is annotated as chromosome 5 C4orf33 homolog. NCBI's taxonomy places the organism in Eukaryota, Metazoa, Chordata, Actinopteri, Perciformes, Eleginopidae. The record is from RefSeq and is a predicted model, not a curated record. Bases 263 to 922 code for a protein of 219 amino acids. The transcript is spliced from 6 exons.
UGUCUUGUCUUUGUAAAUCACAUUUGGAUAAUGUGUUGAUGUUUUAAGAAAAGUAACCACAACUUGGACGUCACUUAGGUUCACUUUGAUGGAUUUCAAUAUCAGGAAAGACAUUUUGACCACCUUAAUAAGUUAUUGAGUAACAGAACUUCAUUUUUCAUUGACCUAAUUUGAUAAGAAACUGUGGGAAGAGAAGAACAGGGUGUGCAUUAAGCACACAGUUGAGAGCAUUUUACCAGUGAGUCUUUGCAGCUGUGACAAAAUGGGGGUAGCUCGUGGAUUACAUUUUCUGACACUUAUCCAGUUUGUACUAUGCUGUAAUUCUGUGAAAAUGCAGUUUUUGAUCGAGCACACCUGGGAUAGCAAUCCUGUGAAUCAUGACCCUAUCCGGAUCAAUUUCUCUGCUGGGCAAGGGGGGCUGAAGAUAGAGAUGUUUGGUCCUUUCUUCAAUGACCCAGAAGGUCCUGCGAGCCCCCCCAGCCAACCCUUCCCUGGACUCUGGGAUUAUGAAGUUGUGGAGUCCUUCUUCCUCGAUAGCACUACAGAAAAUUACCUUGAGGUUGAGUUUUGUCCACGUGGACAGCACCUAAUAUUGUUACUGUCAGGGGUUGGCCAAGCAUUCCAGCAACAACUUCCCAUGAUGUUUAAUGCCACAAUCAACGGGGACAGGUGGAUGGGGGAGGCUCUCCUCCCCUGGUCGUACUUUCCCCCCAAUAUCAACAAGAUGAACUCCUACGCUAUCCAUGGCUCAGGAGAGGAGCGCACAUAUGAGGCUCUCUACCCUAUCCCGAAGGAGGAGAUAGUGGAAGGCCAAAAACCCAACUUCCACCGCCUGGAAUAUUUCAAAAAUUUCCGCCUCCAAAGCAUCAUGGGAGAAGGUUGGGUCCAGCCACAUUCUGAUCUGUGGAUUGGAAAGCCAUGAGCUCUUAAAAAAAGACUCCUUCCUUCCUCUCUCUUGCACCCAAACACACACAUAAACACGCUACGGCGGCAGGCCAAUAUUACAAACAUUGAUUGACGGGGAACAAAGGGCAAUCAAUCUUUAUUAGUAAAUGAUGCCAAACGAUAUGAUGCAAAAUAUGUUAUCAGCCUGUCAGAGCGUAUUAGCCUUCACACAUGUUGGUAGGUACACGCACACAGUCACGCACACAUCCCAAGGUAUUGGACGUCAGCUUAAUUUGCCUCAACAGAGUGCGACCUGCACCACUUAAACUGUGCAUGGUGCAAAUGCUCACUUUGACAUUCUGCUCCUGUGUAGCCUGCGCCUUUCACUCCAGUAAAGUAAUCCACAACAGGUUCUUGUGAUUCCUUGCCCUGACCGUUAACAGACACACACAUACAAAUCCAACACACAGUGAGGUCAAAAUGUCAGUGUGAAAGAUUUUGAAUCAGUCCUUAACUGUAUAAAAGGUUAUUUUGCAUUUCAAUUGCAUUAACAUUCAUUGAUUAGCAUUUGCAAUUAAAAGUGUUUAUCUGCUGG